This is a messenger RNA of Zalophus californianus (California sea lion), 1329 nucleotides long. It is a transcript of the gene BOLA3, whose product is annotated as bolA family member 3. NCBI's taxonomy places the organism in Eukaryota, Metazoa, Chordata, Mammalia, Carnivora, Otariidae. The record is from RefSeq and is a predicted model, not a curated record. The transcript is spliced from 3 exons. The coding region runs from base 100 to 414 and encodes 104 amino acids.
GCAGGGGGCGGCCUCGUCCGCGGCGGCGGCUCCGGGUCCCCGGCUCCGCGCCUCUCAGGGGACGCGGCGACCUCAGGCGGCGGGCCGCGUUGGCCGGGCAUGGCGGCGUGGAGCCCGGCCACGGCAGCGCCGCUGCUCCGUGGGAUCCGCGGGCUUCCUCUUCUCCACUGUGUCCAACGAACGUUUGCCUCGCAAACUGAGGGGGAGCUCAGAGUGACCCAAGUUCUCAAAGAAAGGUUUCCUGGAGCUACAGCUAUCCAAGUCACUGACAUUUCAGGCACUGAAAGAAGAAAUCAAAGGGAUGCACGGAUUGCGGAUAUUUACCUCCGUCCCCAAACACUGACCACGUCCUGGCCUCGUAGAUGCUGCUGCUUGACGCCUUGGAUGAACUUGGCUGACACCAUCCUUUCCUAGGCCUUUGCCAAACAAGUUAUCUAUUUUGUUCAUAGACAUUUCCAUAUUAUAAUCAUAGAAGAAUAUGUUCUCUAUUUAGAGUUUAAUUAAAGGCAACAGACAACCGAAACCUUCGAAGAGUCAUUGGUGAUGCGUCUGGUUCCUCUGUUUCGGAGGCAGUGUCCUCUGUCCAAAGGUGUCCCGUCCUUUUCAGUUGUGUCCUGUUGCUACACACAUGGAGGGGAGUACCAGCUCGUUCUGUCAUGUCAAGAGACUUUCUUGUUUCUUCUUCUCUAGGAAACUGCUAUUAAGGCCCCUUAAUCUUACCCAAAAGAAAAGAGAAAAAGAGAAGAGAAAAAAAUAUGUCCUUUGGUUUUGCUGUUUCCUUGGUCGAAUGCCUGGCUUUCCCUCCCCCUCUAAACUUUUUACAAGAGUGAUCUUAGACCUUCACUUUCUGACUCCCUGGAGUGCACCCUGAGGAGUCUGGGAUGGCAGGGUCAAGGUCGUCUUCGUGCUUGAAGAUGCCCCGCCCUCCGCAUCUUGGAGGGAGGUGCAGCCCAUCUCCCGCACUGGAAGCGGGAAAGGUCUGCUUUCCUAGCUCGCUUGCAUAUGGGCACGGGUCGGUCUAGACUUAGCCCAUCAGACGGAUGUGGACUUUGAAUGCGGAGCAAGUGACCCGAGAAGGAGGGGUGGUGGUGCACCCGUCCCAGCCGCGGAGGCAGCGGAUCCGGCCUUCCGGUUGCUGGUAGUGUUGGAGUCAGUGUCACAAGCCGUGGGCUCUGUGGAGUCCGUGGUGGCGGUGGCGGUCUAGGUCUGCAGCACGAUCUGGGCUCUGGUAACACAGCCUUCCUGUUCCUGCCCACUUUCGGAAGCUGGUUCGCCAAUCUUCCCAGAAAUUUUGUGAUUGUUCCAUGUCCUUUCACUAAAUUCUUUAUU